This is a messenger RNA of Saimiri boliviensis boliviensis (Bolivian squirrel monkey), 883 nucleotides long. It is a transcript of the gene BLVRB, whose product is annotated as biliverdin reductase B. Gene Ontology annotation, molecular function: riboflavin reductase (NADPH) activity; biliverdin reductase [NAD(P)H] activity. The record is from RefSeq and is a predicted model, not a curated record. Lineage: Eukaryota; Metazoa; Chordata; Mammalia; Primates; Cebidae.
AACCGCGGGCGGAGCGAGGCUGAGGAGUGGCCCUGAGAGCCAGCUCCGCCCCGUUGUUCCUGCCUGAGUAGGAAGGAACAACGCAGAGAGCGCCGCCCACCAGCCAGUCGGUUCCCGCGCGUGCCGAGACUCUGAGGCCUUGCACCCCCCACGACCCCGCAGGAUGGCCGUCAAGAAGAUCGCGAUCUUCGGCGCCACUGGCCAGACCGGGCUCACCACUCUGGCGCAGGCGGUGCAAGCAGGUUACGAAGUGACGGUGCUGGUGCGGGACUCCUCCAGGCUGCCUUCGGAGGGGCCCCAGCCGGCCCACGUCGUAGUGGGGGAUGUUCUACAGGCAGCCGAUGUGGACAAGACUGUGGCUGGGCAGGACGCUGUCAUCGUGCUGCUGGGCACCCGCAAUGACCUCAGUCCCACUACAGUGAUGUCCGAGGGUGCCCGGAACAUUGUGGCAGCCAUGAAGGCUCACGGUGUGGACAAGGUCGUGGCCUGUACCUCGGCCUUCCUGCUCUGGGACCCCAGCAAGGUGCCCCCACGACUGCAGGCCGUGACCGAUGACCACAUCCGGAUGCACAAGGUGCUGCAGGAGUCAGGCCUGAAGUAUGUGGCUGUGAUGCCACCACACAUAGGAGACCAGCCGCUAACUGGGGCGUACACGGUGACCCUGGAUGGACGAGGGCCCUCGAGGGUCAUCUCCAAACAUGACCUGGGCCACUUCAUGCUGCACUGCCUCACCACCGAUGAGUAUGACGGGCACAGCACCUAUCCCUCCCACCAGUACCAGUAGCACUCAAUCCCCAUCAGGGAGGGUGGCAUUCUGGGACAUGAGGAGCACAGGAAGGAGGCAAUAAAUGUUGAGCCAAGAGCUUCAAAUUAUUCUAGAGAA